AGCCGGUUGGGCAGAGGCGACCUCACCGGCCUGGCGUGGCGCCUGCUGGGCGCGUUAGUAGUAUCCGCGCGGCUCGGUGACUCCGCGAGCCGGUUUCGGGCGUUCGUGAUCUCACGGGCCCGUGGGUCCGCGUCUGCUGAGAUGCCGAAGAACAAGUCGCGAGCUAGCGGCCGCCGCCGCGAGCGGCCGAGGCCCAGCCGGGAGCUGAGGAGCGCCGGAGGACUCAUGUUCAACACGGGGAUUGGGCAGCACAUUUUGAAAAACCCUCUCAUUGUUAACAGCAUUAUCGAUAAGGCUGCUUUAAGACCAACUGAUGUGGUGCUGGAAGUUGGACCUGGAACUGGCAAUAUGACUGUAAAGCUGCUAGAAAAGGCAAAAAAGGUAAUCGCCUGUGAACUUGACCCAAGGCUAGUAGCUGAACUUCACAAAAGAGUUCAGGGCACGCCUCUGGCCAGUAAACUUCAAGUAAUGGUGGGUGAUGUGCUGAAAACAGAUUUGCCAUUCUUUGAUGCUUGUGUGGCAAAUUUGCCAUAUCAGAUCUCUUCUCCUUUUGUCUUCAAGCUGUUGCUUCACCGACCUUUUUUCAGAUGUGCUGUACUUAUGUUUCAAAGAGAAUUUGCCCUCCGACUAGUUGCAAAACCUGGAGAUAAACUGUACUGUAGACUUUCAAUUAAUGCACAGCUGUUAGCACGUGUGGACCAUCUAAUGAAAGUUGGGAAAAAUAACUUCAGACCACCACCCAAGGUGGAAUCCAGUGUUGUGAGAAUAGAACCUAAGAAUCCACCACCACCCAUCAAUUUUCAGGAAUGGGAUGGUCUAGUAAGAAUUACCUUUGUUAGGAAAAACAAGACACUGUCUGCAGCAUUUAAGUCAAGCGCAGUGCAACAGUUGUUGGAAAAAAACUACAGAAUUCACUGUUCUGUCCAUAAUAUUAUAAUACCAGAAGAUUUCAGCAUAGCAGAUAAAAUACAGCAAAUCCUAAACAACACAGGUUUUAGUGACAAGCGUGCCCGUUCCAUGGACAUCGAUGACUUCAUUAGAUUGCUACAUGGAUUCAAUGCAGAAGGUGUACAUUUUUCUUAGGCAUCUGGAAAAGAAUUUUUUAGACUUAAGAAACGAAUUUUAUAUUUUUAAUAAUUUUGAGAAGGUGAACAAUACUUUUGCUCCACUGGGGCACUAUGUGCUUGACUGUUUUUAAUACUAUUGUCACCACUUAUUACUCUGAAUUUUUAAGGUGGUUAAGUCAGUCAAUUCUUCUAAGUACUCAGAAGUUUUUUUUUUUUUCAUGUAGAAUAGGGCAGGGUCCAAUCCAUACAUGAUGAUCUUCGAGAGCCACAGACACAACUUUGCACUUCUAACAGUUUAUUGUGUGAAGAUGUUACUCUUCUGUUACCUCUUACUGUGAGGACCUCUUUGGGCCUUCAUUAGGCCUUUGUCCCUCAAGUAGUAAAAAUGUUAAAAUAUAUUUAACUCAGUCACAUACCCCCCAUACAUACCAUUUCUUCUUUGUAUUCAUGUGUAUAGUAAAAAGUUAUUUUUAAAA
Manis pentadactyla (Chinese pangolin) is the source of this 1543-nucleotide messenger RNA. RefSeq names its product DIM1 rRNA methyltransferase and ribosome maturation factor (gene DIMT1). Gene Ontology annotation, biological process: rRNA methylation. The record is from RefSeq and is a predicted model, not a curated record. The transcript is spliced from 12 exons. Lineage: Eukaryota; Metazoa; Chordata; Mammalia; Pholidota; Manidae. Gene Ontology annotation, molecular function: rRNA (adenine-N6,N6-)-dimethyltransferase activity. Gene Ontology annotation, cellular component: mitochondrial matrix. The coding region runs from base 142 to 1083 and encodes 313 amino acids.